AUGCCGCCAGAAAACCUCUCGGAGAGGGUUGUCAACAACGACUGGCGCCCCCACAUCAGAUCUGAAGGGGUAUGGAUUAAAGAACUUCCAGGACCACCAGGCUGUCUCAAGCCCUGGUACAAAGGACUACCCUGGCACGAGCGAUUGUCCAAUCAUCAUACUUUGGCCAGCAUAAGGCAAUGCGCUAUUUUCGUUCCCAAGCGAGUUCCACUCGAUAGUUUAGACAAUAAAAUGAUGUCAAACUACAACCAUAGUUUAGAAUUGUUUCCUGAUCCUGUAGAUAUAGUCCUGCAGCAGGACACCAUUAGCAAUGUGGCCGAAUUGGCACCACCAUGCGUGGAGUAUGGCGAUAAUUAUACAAAUGCAAGAGGGAAACCGUGGAGGAGAUUGACAAACACCAGGGAACUAAAACGGGAACGAAUUAUUGCUUUGGGGCAUCCUCUCCAGAUAGCAGGACUAAAAGAGAGGAUGUCACCACAUCAAGUAAAGUUGAUGAACAGUGGACACCAUUCACCACUUACCAAUCCAGGAUAUUCUAGACAACCGGCCGAUGGAACAGUUUUCCGCUAUUAA
Molecule: messenger RNA, 573 nt
Organism: Ctenocephalides felis (cat flea)
Lineage: Eukaryota; Metazoa; Arthropoda; Insecta; Siphonaptera; Pulicidae
Exons: 3
Coding region: 1-573 (190 amino acids)
Source: RefSeq, a predicted model, not a curated record